Messenger RNA from Mobula hypostoma (lesser devil ray), 3545 nucleotides. Its product is annotated as zinc finger protein 639-like. The transcript is spliced from 3 exons. Lineage: Eukaryota; Metazoa; Chordata; Chondrichthyes; Myliobatiformes; Myliobatidae. Gene Ontology annotation, molecular function: RNA polymerase II cis-regulatory region sequence-specific DNA binding; DNA-binding transcription factor activity, RNA polymerase II-specific. Bases 255 to 1538 code for a protein of 427 amino acids. Gene Ontology annotation, biological process: regulation of DNA-templated transcription. The record is from RefSeq and is a predicted model, not a curated record.
AAGAGGCAGCGGUUCAGGGCCUGGGCUAAGUGGGGAGAUCGCCUGCCUGCGGCUUCGACUGAGCGGAGAGGUUGCAGCUCGGGGCCUUUCUUGCAUGGAGAGUGCGUAGUUGCAGUGGACGUGCUCUGGAGACCGGGCUGGGUCGGGACGGGUCGGGACGGGCCGGGCCGGGCCGGGCCGAGCCGAGCCUCGAGGCCGCAAGGCCCUUGUGAGGAGCGGAGCAAGCCCGGGCUGCGCGUCCCGCAGGGGACAGAAUGAGCGAAAGUGGCAAGAGGAAGAGAAGGAAGAGUUUAAACCCCUCGCGUUAUUCAGGGUUCGACUCCACAGUUGAAGAUGAAUGGGAAAGCAGUCCUGAAUACUGUACACAUUCAAAUGAUUCACAAGACCUUUAUAUGACAGUGAGACCAAUAAACACUGUUUUGAAAGGAACUAACAAGAGGCAGUGUGGGAUUGAAAACUGGAGCCUUUUUAAUGACCAAGAUGGAAAAUUCAACGCCUACCACUCUGAACAGAGCAUUUCUCUCUCCAAUAAACACCAAGAUGAUACCACAGAAAGUUCAAUUAGUGAUGGUUCAGAGAGACGGGACAAAUCUCCUUGCAUGGGAAUUCUUUACCAGCACAAGUGGCCUCUGCGAAAACCGUCCUGCGACGGACUCUACAGCUGCGAGCACUGCGACUUCAACAGCAAGUACCCGCUGGAGUUGAAGCAACAUGUUAUUCUCAGGCACACCGACACUCUGUCCAACGUCUGCCCAGUCUGCAAGCGUGAAUUCCUGACGUACAGUCUGCUCCACAAGCACUUGCAGGCCCACGAGACAGACGAGCCAAGUGCUUGUCAGCUGUGCAGCCACAGUGCUGAAAACCCAAAGGAGCUAGAGUUACACGUGGCAGAUGCCCAUGUCGGUGAGUAUCUGUACUGGUGUGAGCAGUGCAACAUUCACUUCUGCAGCACCAGUGAUCUCCAUCUUCAUCUGCAGCAACACGACGGCGAUGAGGAGUACCUCUGCCAGUUCUGUGAGUACGGUACGGAUGAUGCUACUGAGUUGCACGGCCAUGUCCUUGCUGAACAUGCGUACAGCCUCAUGGAGAUGAAUGACACCUCCGAAGACGGACUUCACGGAGCAGCUGGCUUCCUGAGUAAAGUGAGCUUUGACCGGGACCGAAAUUUCUUUAUAUGUCAGUCCUGUGGCUACAGGAGCCGGCUGUUCGCCAACGUCAACAGGCACGUAGCGAUCGAACAUGCUCGAUUCUUUCCAUUCGUAUGCGACGAUUGCGGAAAGGGGUUUUGCAACACGGCGGAAUAUGACAAACACUUGAACUUGCACUCGUCUCAGGAGAUUUAUUUGUGCCAGUACUGCGAUUACUCUACGGAGCAAAUUGCAAACCUUCAAGCACACAUCGAUGUGGGCCACACUGCAGCUUUACCGUACAAAUGUGAGAUGUGCAUGCUGAGAUUUACAAGCAACAGUGAGCUCAUGUGGCACCUUGCUAAACACAAACAGAACAAUGAGCAACUAUGCUAUCAGGUUUAUGACUAAGCAUCUUUUAAACUUGCAAUCUUGACUGUAAAUGUAGAAGUUAAAACAAAAGUUGGAAACACAAUUAGCCUUUUGUUUCUAUUUGGGAGAGUAUUCCCUUGGAAGAAUACCAUGUAAUUUAUCACAAGCCUCCCUAACUCCCAUGAAUUUUGUCCAGUGUUUUACCCUGUGCACUAAAUGAGCUUAUGCAGUCGGCUUCGUGGGUGACUUAAUUUAAAGAUGUAUAGCAUUUUGAAUUGUGUUCAAAUUUUGGUGAUUGUGGCGUCAUGUGUGAAGGUUGAGAACAAAACAAGAAACCAUUCCAAAUCCCAGGACCUAAAAUAUGAACAUUUUAACAUGAAAUGUGGCUACAUAUGGAGUUCUCGUUCUUGCAUCUGGAAAGUAGAAACAGUGAGGGGGUAGAGUUUCUGCUGUGGGUGCAGUUGGUGAUGUAGAUGUCAUCUUCAUUUGUUUUAUUUUCUCAAGUUUCUCCUCAGACUCACUUAAAUAUCAUCAAAUGCGUACAGUAUUUCAGUAAGAGCUUCUUUUUACUUUAAAUUACGUUCUUGUAUUAUGAUUGAGUAGUAACAGUGUUGAUUCAUUAAUAUGGCUGCAGAUUCAGGACGAAAAUAAGCAUUUUAAUCAGUUUCCUUUCCACCUGCAAAUAACUGAAUUCUAAGAAAUUAACUCUUUUUAAAAAUAGCCAGAAUCCUUUGCUACUUGUAAGUUGUUCUUCAGUAAAUUGCUAGACUCAAAAAUCAUGUACAACUUGCCUAUUAUAGCUGUACACUGAACACCAGCUUAAUUUAACAACUCUCUCAAAGCCCCACAAGUGGAACCAAUCAGCAGACGCUCACAGUGGUGAUUAAUUUGUUCUGUGGAUGAGGCCCAUUUUGUGGCCAGUAUUGGCUGACGGUGCAGUGAUUUUUCAGUCGGUCCUAAUCUGCUCUGGGCUUUCCUCACUUUAAUAAUAACUUGGCAAUAUUGUGAUAUACAAGCUAGCACAACUGAAAAGAGGCUCUGGGCUCACCUUCCUGUAAAAUCAUGGCGUGACUUUAAGUAACUUACAAGUUUUUGCUUUUCCAUUGGUCUGGAUUUGGGAAACAGGAUUCCUGCAGCUUUGUGGUCAUUGCAUUGGGGAGAACGGAAUGAGUAUUAGCAACUAUACAGUUAAAUGAAAGAAGUGAACCUCAAAUUAAUCAUGGAGUAAUUUUGGUUGUGCCAGUCUACAAGAAAUAGACACUGGGGUUGAGGAGUGCUUUGAACAGAUUUGUAGAAUUAUGGAACAAUAUUACAUCUCAGUAAUAUUUAAUUAUCCCAGGAGUGAUAACAAAACUUGUCUUAUUACAUAAAACUAAUUUUUCAGAUCCAACAUUAAUAUUUUUUCCUGUUUGGGCAUAUUAUUUAUGAUUAUGAGGACACGCAGUCCCCUUUUAUUGUCAUUUAGUAAUGCAUGCAUUAAGAAAUAAUAAAAAUGUUUUUCCAGAAUGAUAUCACGAAAGCACAUGACAAACCAACUUAAAAACUAACAAAAACCAAAUAUUACUUUUGUUUGUAAUGAUAUUCUGUCCUUAUUUUUUAGACAUCUUAGGAAUAAUGUUUCUGCCGAUGCAGAAACAUGCCCUUUACCAGCCACCGCACCUCUAACCAACACCUGUACCAUUAAGUGUAAAGUUCCUUUGCCACAGUUCAACUUUGUGGCUCAUGAUCUGUGCCCUGCUUUUUUGAGAAUAGAGAUAGAGUAUAUUCUUGAAUGAUACUUGUCCAGUGCACCUCUAACUUUUUCUUGUUCUGUUUUAACUUUCCAUACCCACUUCAUAAGUUUACUGCUGAAAAACAAUUGUGCAAUGUGAACCUUAUUAUUUUUCUGUUUUUAAAAAAAAAUUAAAGAAGCAUCAUUUCUAGUGGAGGAAAAUCAUUUGGAUUUGGUCUAGUCUAUGUAGCAAAUUAAAGUUAAUCUACUUUAGGCCAGUGGCCUGCAUUCAGGUGGUCAGAACAUACCUUAGCUGUGUGGAUGCAGUGGUAAAA